UUUCAGCAGCCGGCAGCUGUAACAGAAGCUAGAACAUCUCUCUCAAUGAAGCCUGUAUCCCACACCCCUUCUCUCACCGUCCUCGACAGCUAGUGGACUGUGCCAUGUGCGCAUUCAUAACGGCAACACAGAACGCCGAGGCUCUAGUUGUCGUCGCUACUGUAGGUGUGUCGCGGCGCCUUAUGAAGGAGUAUACGUUGGAUUGGCGUUGCCUGUGAUUAUCCCGCGGUCAAUAAGACACACAUUGCAGACGAUGUCACGACGUUCCUGUCAACACGAUUAAUGACGAAUCUUCCGAAUAGGACUGCUAACAUCCGUGGAAAUACUGGCAGCUGGUGUCCGGCGGCUUGACGUUGCUUUGCGGCGACGUGGACAUGGGGUAUAACGCGAGCAUGACGUCCUGGAACAUGUCCGACGACGAGCACCACACUAACUCGGCAUACACCUGCAACAACUCGUCGUCUGUGGUGAAGACCGUCCCGGAGAUGCCGCUGUACAUACUGGUGACGUCAACACUUCUUUACGUCAUUAUAUUUCUCACUGGCACCGUCGGGAACAGCGUGGUUGCAGCCGUGGUGGGACUGCACCACGACAUGCGCACUUCUACCAAUCUGUUCCUGGUGAACCUGGCAAUCGCGGACUUGAUGGUGAUCACCGUGUGCAUGCCCACGGCCCUGGUGGAUAUAUACGCCAAGGAUAUCUGGCAUUUCGGGGCUAUAAUGUGCACUCUUGUCCCGAUGUUAGAGAGCUGUGCGGCCCAUGCCUCAGUGUUGACGAUGAUGGUGAUCGCCAGUGAGAGGUUCCAGGCCAUCUGCCACCCCCUCCGUAUCAGGGACACCAAGAUCUACUCCAAGUCCAUGAAGCUGUUCAUCGUUCUGGUCAUCUGGUUCAUCUCCAUGCUGUCCAGCAUGCCUUUCCUGGGAAUCUCAGUGUACCGGGACUCUCGCUACUACGACGGGACUCCUAUCAAAGUUUGCAGACAAUCCAUCGUCCUACCCUGGCAGAAGGGCUACGUAGUUUGUCUGUUCGUGGUGUUCUUUACCCUGCCGUUUGUGGUUCUGGCUAUUCUAUAUCUCGUCAUAGCGCGGGCGCUGGUGCAGGAGUUCCGGUUCAGUGACAAGCUGGAUGAACAGAGAUGUCACAGCAAGAACAAGGCCAGGAGGAAGGUUGUCAUCAUGUUGGUGGUAAUAACUCUUCUCUUCUUCUUCUUCCAUCUUCCCUUCAGGACAGUGAGCCUGUGGAUGAUCUUCGCCAAUCCCUCCAAGAUCAGAGCUCUGGGGUUUGAGGGGUUCUGGAACCUGCUGUGUUUUGCAAGGAUUAUGUUCUAUCUUAACAGUUGCACUAACCCUGUUGUGUAUAGUCUCAUAUCAACUAAGUUCCGACAAGCCUUCAUCAGGACCUGCCUGGGUAAGAGACGCAAUGUGUCUAGGGAAAACACAUACACGACGGCUGGCACACACAUCUCCCUCAAAGUGAUGCACAAGUGACUAGCACAUAUAUGUGGCAUCACGUCUAACAAGGCAAAAAGUGAUUCCAUCUUAUGAUAUUGACUAACUGAGGAUGGACUUUGCUGCAGGACAUUCUGCAGCACAUUCGUGACGAUUUUGCUGCCGGACAGUGUACAAACACAAACAUUCUUUAGGACGUCUUUCCAGUGGGAAAGUG
This is a messenger RNA of Haliotis rufescens (red abalone), 1665 nucleotides long. Its product is annotated as gastrin/cholecystokinin type B receptor-like. The record is from RefSeq and is a predicted model, not a curated record. The coding region runs from base 375 to 1487 and encodes 370 amino acids. NCBI's taxonomy places the organism in Eukaryota, Metazoa, Mollusca, Gastropoda, Lepetellida, Haliotidae. The transcript has 3 exons. Gene Ontology annotation, molecular function: G protein-coupled receptor activity. Gene Ontology annotation, biological process: G protein-coupled receptor signaling pathway. Gene Ontology annotation, cellular component: plasma membrane.